AGGAUUAUCUCAUGAUUGAAAUGAAUGAAACGCGAAAUGUAUAAAUUUCUGCCUUUUGCUUCCGUGAGAGAUUUUCUUACAAAUUCAGCUAACAUGGGCUUUACUUCAUUGACGGUUGUGAGUUUGUGUAUAUUGAUAUUGGUGUUUGGUGCGAAAGCAAGCACAACAACAGCAUUAACAGUGCUAUCGACCACUACUUUAAAACAGGAACUACAGUUUAAUGAAUCAUGCACAACAAUUGUUGGAAUCAAUCCUUGCAUCACUGUCAAUGCAACGUGCAGGGAAGAGGACAGCGGUUACAAAUGCCUAUGUAUAGAGACUGCUCCUUAUUUCUACAACGACGCUUGUAUCGUAGGCCUAGAUAUAAACGUUACAGACAUAAUAUGCUAUGUAAGUGAAAACCCAAACGAAGGACCAUCUCCUGACUUACUAAAGAUAGUUUGUUCUGCUUCUUCGAUCCCAAACGAUAUAUUCGAUGGCUACAUCGUGCGUAUAUAUAACAGUACAAGACAAUGGAGUUUCGUCAGAAAGGAAAACACUAUAUAUAUAUUAGACCCAGGAGAAAUUUACCACAUCGAAAUGUUUGCAACAAAAGACUCCAUCCCUAGCAUAGAAAGAAAAACUUUGUCAGGAGUUACAAGACCUGUUAGUAAGGCAAGCUGGACUUUACGUUUUAUUGGUGUCAGUUCGUUUUCAUUUCAAAACAAUGACACAACUGCCGAUCCAAAUAAAACAUAUAAUGUUGAAAUUAAAACAACGGAUGUUAGGUUUUCUCCCAAAUGUUUAUCAACAACCGAAAAUCAAGGAACUACCAGUUGUUCGAUACUUCGAAAUGAGUCCCAUCUUAAAAUAUUGGAACUCGAGUCAGGCAGUUCUUAUGAGAUAAAAAUAUUUAGUCAAAUUAAGUUCAAAGAGAAAUAUACCAGAAGCAAAGAUUUCCAACACUUUGUGAACUACACAGUUCCUGAGCUGCCAACUGAUAUUGAAAUUCCUCUUGGCAGUAUCACCCAUGACAGCUUCAUCGUUUCUUUCGAAAAUAAUGACAAAAAUAGAUUCACAUAUUGGAGUGUAGUUGUGAUCAACAGUGAAACUGGGGAAUGGGUAGCAGAAGACACUAGUACUUCUGACGUAAAAUCACAGCAGAUAACAACAAAUAUAACCUCUUCAACGUUUUACAUGGUUCAGGUCCAAACGCAUGUUCUACUGCAAUCCAGCGAUUUGUUCAACAAAUCUUUUUAUACAAGACCUCGGCGACCAAACAGUGGCGUUCUGGUGAAAGAAAAUGUGACCGAAAGUGAGAUAACAUUAUACAUAAAAGAAAAUGAAGAAGAGCGUUUUGAUCAUUAUUCUUUGAUCAUUACCAGUUCAGAUGAAGCCUUGUUUACACUCAGUGGCCCUUCAAAUGCUUCUUGUGAGCAAACUGGAAAUAACUGCACAUUCCAUAGAAGUGCCAAUUUCUCGACGGUAGUAACAGUAAAGAGACUUACUUCAGGGACGUUUUACCCAUUACAUCUUUUUUCAAGAUUCAAAGGAUUACCAAGCCUGGAAUCACAAAACUGCUCUUCCUACACAGCGCCUUCAAUGCCUUCCUUGCUUGACUUCCCGAAAGAAUAUAUAAAAGAGAACAGUUUCGAAGUUCACAUUACAGUGCCAAAUAAGAGAUUCUUCAAUUUGACUCCUGUAGGUCCAAGUGUGUUGUUGAAAUCUGUAAACGAAACUUCGAUUGAACUGGAUGUGACUGGAAACACUGAACUUACAAUUGACAAGUUCUGCAUAAAAUUGAAUUCAUCGAGUUGCUAUGAGAUAUAUACUGACACGCCUGGAUCCAUUACUGUUUCCAACUUACAAGCUGGUCAAAGUUAUUCCUUGAAAGUUUAUUCAGUUUUGAAUGAUAUUGAAAGUGUACGCUUUAAGGAAAUCAGGACAUAUACGAAGCCUAAUCCAGUAAAUGUGGAUAAAGUAAACACUAGUGUGGUAACUAAUUCAACUCUCACUGUUGUCUGGAGUAAACCGCCAGCAUAUACGAAUGGAUACGAAACACAGUGGAAUUGUGAAAGCCCAAAUAUUGGCACCGGUAUCGAUAAACAUCAGAUUGAAAAAGGCACGCAAUUAUCAUCGACUGCUGUAAAUCUUGAUCCAGGGACGUUUUGCAAUGUUACGAUAACGGCAUAUAUAAUAAAUUAUGAUAACGCUACUCUUCAAGCAACAAGUGUUUUCAAAGAGAUUUCUAGCAGCACACUGGAAGAAGCUCCGGGAAUCCCAGAGUCCAUAGAAAACACAGAUUUGACAUCAAGAACAAGCACAAUUGAGUUGCAAGAGCCCAAUAAAAGAAAUGGUAUUCUUCGAAGAUAUGAUAUUUGGGUCCUUAACAAUGAAACAUCGACAUGUGAACAAUUGAUGACGUACAAGUGUAAGGACUGUGACGAAUCUUCACCAAAUGCUUCAAAUUCGGUUCCAGACACGUGUAACAAAUCGCAUUCUGAAAUGUUCUCUAAGACAGACGCGUCUUUGUCUUGGAACAUCCAACAGCUUCACCCAUUCCGAGAAUACUCAGCGAAUGUUGUUGUUUACACGACUAAACCAGGAAGUGUUUCGACAAUUAUGUUUGAGACACGUGAAGACGUUCCCGGUAAGCCAGUGGACCUCAAUGCAAGCACGACCCACGACUCGUUCACUCUUCAAUGGAACCCUCCCGAGGAACGCAAUGGCAAAGUGAUAAAUUACACUGUUAAGGCUACUUACUAUGAACAAGUUUGCAGAGGUAUUGGUGAUCUGUAUGUCAAUAGUUAUGGUGUCGAAUUUGAUCCGGUAACAAAGUUCACUCAGAACGGGCUGCAUGCAUAUUGGCAAUACAAUCUUACAGUAGAAGCAACUAAUGCAAUUGCCACAGGAAAACCGUCUGAUUUAAUUUCAGUAAGGACAAAGGAGACAAACCCUGGAUCAGUGCAACAACUUAAUUACCAAGAUGUUUCUUCAAAAAGCGUUUGCGUGUCUUGGACAAAGCCUUGUUUUGCAAACGGAAUACUUACAGGAUAUUCAGUUACGAUAACAAAAUUGUUAUCAGAAGGACAAGAAGAAAGUUCGUAUACUAAAGCAUACACAAUUGAUGUAGCCAACGAGUCAACGUCCAUAUAUUCAUUGCUUCCAUACAGAAACUACAAGGUUGAAGUGUAUGCUUUGAAUAGCGCUGGUGAUGGCGAAUUAUCGAAUGUUUUGUUCCGGACGAAAAUUGACUAUCCAGAGAAACCAGUCAAAGUUUCCACAAAAAAUAAAACCUCGUCAUCUCUCCUUAUUGAAUGGGAAAAGGCAGACCAUUUUAAUGGUCCAACUAAGUAUAUAGUACAUAUAAAUGAUUCAGUUGAUGGUUCCAUCAGAAUUCAGUCGUGCACAACUAGUGUUGGUUAUUGGAUAGACACCCUGGCGACCGAAUGCAACGUGCCUGGUCUUGACGCUUACUGGGAAUACGAGAUCGUUGUUGACGCAGUUACGUUUGAGGAAGGUCAUGACGAAUUAAUAGAAAGCUCACAAAAGAAAACAUUUCGAACUGCCGAUGCCGUUCCUGGACGUGUAGCGCAAUUCGAUGUAACACCAGAAGAGAACGUGUUGGAGGAACGGAACUUUCAUAUUGACUUGAAAAAGCCUAUUGAUCGGGACUUAAACGGCGUCCUAAGAGGAUUUGUAAUUCACUAUCAAAAUGAAAAGAUUGGGGUACAUAUUGGUCCAAACACAACAAGCAAGACGGUAUACCACAAUGUAAUUGGUAGCUACAAUGUGUCGAUACAAGCUCGUACGAGUGUAGGGCCUGGUGCAGCUGUUCAUAAAGAGAUUACUGUGAACCCUGGAGCUCCGAUAAAAGUUGACGAAAGCAAGACACCACUGAUGUUAAAGGCGUCGGUGUCUGUUGACAAUGAUGAGAGCCAGAUAGCAAUAGCUCUUCCACUUGCUCAGUUUCUAUGCAAUAGCAGUAACGGACAACCAACUAUGUGGGGCAUUGUAGUUGCAGAAGCAGAUGAGGCAGCUGAAGAUUCCGCAUUUGCUGGUAAAAGAGACGACUUUCAAAAGAAGAUCGAUGACAUGUACAAGACCUGGUUUCAAGUAGACGGCUUAAAUAAUAUUCCUCCAUAUAUUGCCACAAAGCCAAAUUGGAGGCCGCCAUGCACAAACGGGAAUCGGCGUAAGCGUUUUGCAACAGAUGGUUCGAACAUAUUUGUCAUUGGACAUGAAGAAUGCUACGGUAUUUCUGUUUCAAAGGAUUAUUGCAACGGGCCUUUACCUGAUGGACGCUCUUUCAAAGUAAAAUCCUUUGUUUGCACAGACUACGGCUGCAGUGAAUCCGUAUACUCACAACCGAUAGAAACAGUAAAAACACUUGUUAGAGUUGCAGCGACUAAUAUGGCUGGGGCAAUUGUUGGAGGAGCGGUGUCAGUGGUUGUUGUGCUGGUCCUAGUUGUAUUAAUGAUCUUCUUUAUGAGAAAGAGACAGGCAACCUGUUUCUUAACGGGCACAGAAAGCAUAACACAUACUUCCAGUGACCGAUUCGUUGAAAUGGGGGCAAUACAAACAAAGGCACAACCUGGAGCUGUUUACUUACAAGGUCCAGUAAAACUGACUGAGUUUCCAGCCUUUGUAGAGAAAAUGCACAAUGACAAUGAUCUUAUCUUCGCAGAUGCUUACAAGACUAUUAAGGAACCGAGCCCUAAACACCCUUGUACAGUUGCCAAAUCUAAGAACUGUCGAGCGAAAAAUCGAUACACACACAGUUUUCCAUAUUACCACUCGCGAGUAAAACUUCGACCGUCAGACAAUGUUGGGGGAUCUGACUUUAUAAAUGCCAAUUACAUACCGGGCUACACAUCCCCACGCGAGUAUAUUGCCACCCAGGGUCCGAUACAGGCGACGUUUGACGACUUCUGGCGAAUGGUCUGGGAGCAAAAUGUGGACAUGAUUGUCAUGCUGACGAAGCUCGUUGAAAACGGAAGGAUCAAGUGUGACAAGUAUUGGCCGGAUGUGAACAAGCCGAAGUAUUACGGGGACCUGCUUGUCUCAGUGGCGUCAGAGUCCAAACUCUCCGAUUACAUACUCAGAAUCUUCGAAAUCAAAUUAAACGGGGAACGACGUUCUGUCCGUCAGUUCGCUUAUUUUAAGUGGCCAGAUAUGGGCUGCCCUGAGUUUCCGGAAAUGCUCCUGGAGUUGUUGGAGGCGGUGAAAGUUCACCAUAAGCGUCAACAUGACACAAGGGACAAGGGGCCAAUGGCUGUGCACUGCAGCGCUGGUGUAGGUCGGACGGGGACGUUUAUCGCGGUGGACCAUCUACUGCAACAUAUCCGUCACCAUGACGACGUAGACGUAUACAAACUCGUGCUUGAUAUGAAUAACCAUCGUUGCAACAUGGUCCAAACUGAGGACCAGUUCAUCUUUAUCCACGAGUGUCUGAAGGCAUGUAUAACCUCGGACAGAAAUUAUGAAGAGGUGGAAGAACAUAUGUACGAACAACUCACGAUUAUGGGGAGACAACAUUUACAAUGUUAGUUGACAUGAUGAAAAAAUUGGGCAACACGAAUGAUAGCAUCUUGGAAUUCUUACAUGUAUAAUACUACACUGUUCACUCUACGGUGACACGUCUGUUCAUAGUGGUUUUUCGUUCAUUUAUAAUGCAUCUUGUUUAACCAGAAUGUUAUGGAUCAAACAAUUUUCAGAAAUGUGUCAGGCAUUGUUAAUCGGUCUUUUACUUUUUCCAUUCCAUGACAAUCAUCUGAUAUAAACACAUUACAUGAUAUGAGUGGUCUGAACAUGUCUUUCGAACUAAUAACUCACUAUUGUGUUUAAUCGUUUGGCCAUAGAAGAUCCAUCGUUUUGAUGUUUUCUACUAAUA
Mya arenaria is the source of this 5872-nucleotide messenger RNA. RefSeq names its product receptor-type tyrosine-protein phosphatase eta-like. The transcript is spliced from 35 exons. Gene Ontology annotation, biological process: protein dephosphorylation. Bases 25 to 5529 code for a protein of 1834 amino acids. NCBI's taxonomy places the organism in Eukaryota, Metazoa, Mollusca, Bivalvia, Myida, Myidae. Gene Ontology annotation, molecular function: protein binding; protein tyrosine phosphatase activity. The record is from RefSeq and is a predicted model, not a curated record.